This is a messenger RNA of Carlito syrichta (Philippine tarsier), 3450 nucleotides long. RefSeq names its product solute carrier family 45 member 1 (gene SLC45A1). Lineage: Eukaryota; Metazoa; Chordata; Mammalia; Primates; Tarsiidae. Gene Ontology annotation, biological process: transmembrane transport. The transcript is spliced from 11 exons. Gene Ontology annotation, cellular component: membrane. Gene Ontology annotation, molecular function: sucrose:proton symporter activity. The record is from RefSeq and is a predicted model, not a curated record. Bases 30 to 3302 code for a protein of 1090 amino acids.
CCCAGGGACCCCCGCCAGCCCCCUCCACGAUGAUCGCCCCAGCCAGCAGCAGCCCGCCGGGCGAGGCCCUCUUCCCCAGCGCGCCCCCUCAGGACAUCUGGAGGUCCCACGUCUCAGGCUGCGCGGGGUCCGUGACGCGACACAUCAGCCACCGGGCCAACAACUUCAAGCGACACCCCAAGCGGAGGAAGUGCAUCCGGCCCUCCCCGCCCCCGCCCCCCAACACCCCCUGCCCCCUCGAGCUGGUGGACUUUGGGGACCUGCGCCCCCGGCGGUCCUUCCGAGAGCUGCUUUUCAACGGCUGCAUCCUCUUUGGCAUCGAGUUCAGCUACGCCAUGGAGACGGCGUACGUGACCCCGGUCCUCCUCCAGAUGGGCCUGCCCGACCAGCUCUACAGCUUGGUGUGGUUCAUCAGCCCCAUCCUCGGAUUCCUACUGCAGCCGCUGCUGGGUGCUUGGAGUGACCGGUGUACCUCAAGGUUUGGAAGGAGACGCCCUUUCAUUCUUGUCCUGGCUAUAGGGGCGUUGCUGGGCCUCUCGCUGCUGCUGAACGGCCGGGACAUCGGCACCGCCCUGGCCGACACAGCUGGCAGCCACCAGUGGGGCCUCCUGCUGACUGUGUGCGGCGUGGUGCUGAUGGACUUCAGCGCCGACUCGGCCGAUAACCCCAGCCACGCCUACAUGAUGGACGUGUGCGGCCCCGCGGACCAGGACCGAGGCCUGAACGUCCACGCCCUCCUGGCGGGCCUCGGUGGCGGCUUUGGCUACGUGGUCGGCGGCAUCCACUGGGAUAGAACCGGCUUCGGGCGCGCCCUGGGUGGGCAGCUUCGUGUCAUUUACGUCUUCACUGCGGUCACCCUGAGUGUCACCACCGUCCUGACGCUGAUCAGCAUCCCCGAGCGGCCGCUGCAGCCGCCGGGCGAGAAGCGGGGCGCCAUGAAGAGCCCCAGCCUCCCGCUGCCACCCUCCCCACCCGUCCCGUCUGAGGACGGCGCCGGCGACGCGCCGCCCGGGCCCACAGCCACCGCCCUCUCCAGCCCCAUCUCCCCGCUGAGUCCCCUGACGCCCAAGUACGGCAGCUUCCUCAGCAGGGAGGGCUCCCUGACGGGCAUCAGCGAGUUCGCCUCGUCGUUCGGCACGGCCCACAUCGACAGUGUGCUCAUCGACUGCUUCACCGCGGGCCAGGACACCUACCUGGCCGUCCCCGGCAGCGUCCCCGGGCAGGCCAUCAGCGUCAGCUUUCCCCGGGCCCCCGACGGCUUCUACCACCAGGACCACGGGCUUCUGGAGAGGAGGGACGGCGCCCUGGCCUCCGCCUCCGACGGGGAGGUUCUGAGGGUGGGAUCCUUGGACACCUCCAAGCCCCAGUCGUCAGGGAUUCUCAAGAGACCCCAGUCCUUGGCCAUCCCAGAUGCAGCCGGAGGAGGGGGUCCCGAAACAAGCAGGAGGAGGAACGUGACCUUCAGUCAACAGGAGUCCCACAAGGCCUGCCCGGGCCCUCGGGGAGGCAGUCCUGGAGACCAGGGAGCUAGAGGCACCCCCAGGAGACCCAGGAGACACUUGGCACGGGGACUGUGUCUCCCUGGUGAAGCAGCCCUGGCCCUGCCCGACCUGGUUCGGGUUGGUGAGGCGCCCCCAGGAGCCCAGGUGUCCCCUCUUGGCACCUGGGAGGACUUCCCCCACUUAGUCAGAGGUUCGCGGGGACGAGUCCGAGGUGCUGCUCCCUUCUCGGACGUCUGUCAAGACUCCCUGUGGCUGCGUCAAGGAUGCCGCACGAGCUCCUGUCAGGAAAGGUCUGGGGAAGGGAAAGUCCCUGGAGCGUCAGGAAGGCCCACCACCAUCCAAGGAGAGAGACUUCUGAUGACUCGAGCCGAGGACGUGGCUGUCCUCCUUUCUGGUGUCAGGUUGACGCAUAAGUUCCUGGAAGAAAGUUCAAACCACGAGCUAAACCCAUCUGGGCUCGAGUGGAACGGCAUGAUGGUGCAGCCUCCCCCGGCAGGUGUGGGUGACAGGCCCAGCCGAGGGGGGACCCAGCAUGGGCCUGUGGGCUUUGCGCUCCCCCUCCCACCCAUAACAGCUGACGGCACCCCAAGCCCCCCGGGGGGCAGGACAGCAUCUCCUCGUCACCCUCAGGCACCUGCACUCGAAAACGCCUCACUCCCCCGGCUGGGAUCUCACCCAGACCCAGGCCAGGCGACCUCAGAGGGAAAGCCCUCCCCAGGGGGAGUUCCUAGGUGCCAUCGGGGAGCACGAGCGUCACAGAUGUCCCUGAGCCCCAGACUCAAGUCGAGCCCUCCCCACCUCCACUCUGUCGACAGGGAGGGGAGUGUCUUGCUGCCUGGGAGACAGCCUCAAGCCACCGCUCCCAUCGGGGUGGUUCCACCAGGUCCGUACGGUCCCCUUCGACGGCAAGCUUUUGCCCCCAGCUGUGCUCCGUCGGGGGGCCCCAGUUCCCACCGUCCCCCACGACGGCAAGCUCCUGCCCCAAGCGGCGCUCCUGUCGGGGCGGUUCUGGGUCCCACGGCCCUCGACGACAGCGAGCUCCUGCCCGAGCCUCACUCCCGUGUUGGUGGGCCCCAGCUCACCCCGUCCCCAUCCCCCAAAGGGUGCACCGGCCUGGGCCCCCGCGGUCAUGCCCGUUCUGUCCUUCCAGGGUGGCUCUCGUUCGAGGGGAUGCUGCUUUUCUACACGGACUUCAUGGGCGAGGUGGUCUUCCAGGGGGACCCCAAGGCCCCGCACUCGUCGGAGGAGUACCAGAGGUACAACAGCGGCGUCACCAUGGGCUGCUGGGGCAUGUGCAUAUACGCCUUCAGCGCCGCCUUCUACUCAGCCAUCCUGGAGAAGCUGGAAGAGGCCCUCGGCAUCCGCACCCUCUAUUUCAUCGCCUACCUGGCCUUCGGACUGGGCACGGGGCUGGCCACCCUCUCCAGGAACCUCUACGUGGUCCUGUCGCUCUGCGUCACCUAUGGGAUCCUGUUUUCCACGCUGUGCACUCUGCCCUACUCGCUGCUCUGUGACUACUACCAGAGCAAGAAGUUUGCAGGGUCCAGCGCAGACGGCACCCGGCGGGGCAUGGGUGUGGACAUCUCCCUGCUGAGCUGCCAAUACUUCUUGGCGCAGAUCCUGGUCUCCCUGGUCCUGGGACCCCUGACCUCGGCCGUGGGCAGCGCCAACGGGGUGAUGUACUUCUCCAGCCUGGUGGCCUUCCUGGGCUGCCUGUACUCCUCCCUGUUUGUCAUUUACGAACUUCCUCCCAGUGACAACACGGACGAGGAGCACCGGCCACUCCUGCUGAAUGUCUGACAGCCCGGAGCCCCGACUGGACUGGAGCCCGUCCUGGCAGGCCUGGAGCAGGCUGGCCAGGGGCAGACUGAGCGCCUUGCAGGACAGGGACGGGCUGUCUGCUGGAAUGUAAAUAUCUGACCCCACAAUAAACGACAGCAGCAAAGCC